This is a messenger RNA of Pseudomyrmex gracilis, 1579 nucleotides long. RefSeq names its product metallophosphoesterase domain-containing protein 1. Gene Ontology annotation, molecular function: hydrolase activity. The record is from RefSeq and is a predicted model, not a curated record. The transcript is spliced from 5 exons. NCBI's taxonomy places the organism in Eukaryota, Metazoa, Arthropoda, Insecta, Hymenoptera, Formicidae. Bases 48 to 947 code for a protein of 299 amino acids.
ACCGAACCGUAACAUGUAAACCUGUCAUAUCAGAUCGUCGAUUCAGCAUGAAGAUAGAUAUUCACCCAUUAACAGCGAAUCCCACGGCAGCUUGGCGCGAGUUAUCGCAGCAUCAGAAAGUUGUUAAGAUAACCGCUAAAUUACCAACAACUGAAGCACCGACCAAUAAAUUACGCGUAGUAUGUAUGAGUGAUACACACUCACUCACACCUUUUAUCAAGUUUGAUAUACCUGAAGGAGAUGUCUUUAUUCAUGCCGGGGAUUUUACAAAAUGUGGUAGUUUACAAGAAGUUAUAGAAUUUAAUAAUUGGAUAGGUAAUUUACCACAUAAACACAAAAUAGUUAUAGCUGGAAAUCAUGAACUUAGCUUUGAUCCAACAUUUACACAUCCCUUUUCCGUACAUACUAGUGGAGAUCAUCAGAAGCAUACAGGGACUAGUAUACUUGAUGAUAUACCCACUUUGGGCAUGUCAAAAGAUACUCUUGCUGAAGCUAUCAAAACUGCUAAUGUUAAAGAUUAUUUGACAAAUUGUACAUACUUGGAAGAUUCUGAAGUUUUAGUACAUGGAAUCAAAAUAUAUGGCACUCCAUGGCAACCAGAGUUUUGUAAGUGGGCAUUUAACGUGCCGCGCGGAGAAGCAUGUCUUUCCAAAUGGGAAAUGAUUCCAUCAGACACAGAUAUCCUCGUAACGCACACUCCUCCUGUAGGUCAUGGAGAUCUAUGCUGUAGUGGAGUACGUGCUGGAUGCGUCGAAUUGUUGUCAACCGUGCAGAAUCGUGUAAAACCUAAAUAUCACGUAUUUGGUCACAUACAUGAAGGAUAUGGAAUAUCUUCAGAUGGCAAAAUAAUAUAUAUUAAUGCGUCGACAUGCGAUCUAAAUUAUCUACCAAGUAAUCCUCCAAUAGUAUUUGAUAUAACAUUACCUCCUGGCGUUGAAAAAUCAUAAAUCCUCAAAUGAAACAAACAUCCUUUCAUACUUAAUUACUAUAUCUCUCACGAGCUUGAGAAAAAAAAACUACAUGAUUGAUUUACAAUUAUGUAGAGUUUCUUGCCUUAAUUUAAAUCGUGAUGUAUGUAUAAAAUGUAUAGAAUAAGUACUAAUUUAUCUUUUUUUACACAAUUUGUAAUAUCUUAACAUUAGAUGAGAUGUAAUUAAAUAUGUGAUCUUUUUUUUGAGUAAACAUCUCGCUAACACAUUCUACUACCCAGAAAAUGAAAUAAAAAUAAUAACAAUAAAUAACAAAUAGAAACGAACGUUUCGAAAAAUUAAUAUUAUACAUUUUUUGGAAUAUAUAAUCUCAACUUAUUAUAUCACUAAUAAAACACCAUUUUCACUUUUUUUUAAAUACAUUUAUUGCAAUAUCCAAUCACAUAACAAGUAAAAAAUUUGCAUUUGUCGUAAUCAUUGUAGUCAGGCUAAAUCUUGAUAUUUGGUCCGAGAUUAUUUCGAAUAAAAAUGAACUGGCAUUGACGGCUGUCAACCGAUUCUUGUUUUUUUUUUCACGUUAUCGGUGUCAUAAAUCAUCGCGUUAAAAACACGAUCAGAUUUCCUUAUUACGUACAAAUGCGCAUAACAAA